Molecule: messenger RNA, 496 nt
Organism: Prorocentrum cordatum
Lineage: Eukaryota; Dinophyceae; Prorocentrales; Prorocentraceae
Source: the annotation of a GenBank genome assembly
AUGGCCUUCGCGAGGAAGACGGGCAUGAGCUUCGGGGGCGUGGUUGGCGGCGGCAAGAUGGCCCACGGGCUGAAGGUCGGCCAGAUCGUCUCCGACAUGUUCGGCCUGCAGAGGGACCAUCUGUACCAGAAGACCAUCCCCAUGCCAGCCGUCAAGGUCAAGAAGCUCACGCAGCUCGAGGAGCUGAGGCUCAGCCAGAACGUGAGCGACGACGUUUGGCUGGCGACCAACCUGCCCCAGAACGGCAUUAAGGCCCCGCGCACGAUCGACGAGUUCCUGGACGACGAGUUCCUGGAGGCCCUGCGGGCCCAGAUGUUGCCGCGGCUCACCGAGCAGAACCCGAUCGCGGCGAUCCGCCACGGGAACGGCCCCAUGGUGGCCAUGCACGUGCGGCGUGGCGACGUGUCGCAGUGGCGCAACCCAGACCGCUAUGCCGGAGAACGAGUUCUACUACGACCUGGCGGCCCGCAUCCGCGCGCAGCUGCCCGGGGCGGAG